Carassius carassius (crucian carp) is the source of this 4812-nucleotide messenger RNA. RefSeq names its product ras/Rap GTPase-activating protein SynGAP-like. Bases 263 to 4123 code for a protein of 1286 amino acids. The record is from RefSeq and is a predicted model, not a curated record. The transcript has 21 exons. Lineage: Eukaryota; Metazoa; Chordata; Actinopteri; Cypriniformes; Cyprinidae. Gene Ontology annotation, biological process: regulation of GTPase activity.
GUCAAACUGAACAGUAGAUCAGCAGUGUACUCGCUCGUUUACUGUGGUACUGCUCCAGAUCGCGCGUCCCCGCCUGCGUGCGUGCGUGCACGCGCCCGGUGACGGCGAGCGUUGAGCAAUCGGCGCAUCACUUCGAUCGGCUCUGGGAUCAAUACAGCAGCUGGCGUCGUGUCGCGUCGCGUCGCGUCAUUGUGCUCGUGCGGCGCUGGAGGAGCGGUGAUGGAUCCCGGAGCGAGCUGAUCGCGGCCAGAGCCGGAGGAUCAUGUCCUAUGUGUCUUCACAAGAUGGAAGGUGUGUGUCUCCAUGCUCUCGGCCUCACACUCCUCUGAAUGGCCACACACACGACUCCCCCGGCUGGAGCCGCCAGCUCCGCGUCAGAGAUGGAGACCAGUUCUACCUGCUGGACCAAGAGGAGGUUCAUCCAGUGCUGAUGAAUGAUCACCGUCCCGUCUCUCACCGACACAAACUACUGCGCAGGACCGUCAGUGUACCUGCAGACAGCAGACCACACCCUGAGUCAGAGCACGCUCGUGCUCGCAGGAAGAGCUUUGCCUCGUCGCGGCAGAGAAGCAUGGAAGCUCCGCCCACUGCCCCUACACAGCCAUUCAGACAACCAAGUUUUCUAAGUCGCCGUCUCAAAGGAUCAAUUAAACGAGCAAAGAGCCAACCCAAACUCGACCGCACAGGAAGCUUUCGCCACAUGAUUCUGCCACGAUUCCGCAGUGCUGACCAGGAGAGGACACGUCUCAUGCAGAGCUUCAAGGAGUCUCACUCUCACGAGUCCCUGCUGUCCCCCAGCAGCGCGGCCGAGGCCCUGGACCUCACGCUGGACGAGGACGCCCUCAUCAAACCCGUCCACUCCAGCAUCCUCGGCCAGGAGUACUGCUUCGAGGUGACGACUGCAUCAGGCAACAAGUGUUUUGCGUGCCGCUCUGCUGCUGAAAGGGACAAAUGGAUUGAGAACCUGCAGCGAGCCAUCAAACCCAACAAGGAUAACAGUCGUCGUGUUGAUAACGUGCUGAAGCUGUGGAUCAUCGAGGCCCGGGAUCUUCCUCCGAAGAAGCGCUAUUACUGCGAGCUGUGUCUGGACGACAUGCUGUACGCACGCACCACCAGCAAGCCGCGCACAGACACCGUGUUCUGGGGCGAACACUUCGAGUUCAACAACCUGCCGGCCAUCCGCAGCCUCAGACUGCACCUGUACAAGGAGACGGACAAGAAGAGACGCAAGGAGAAGAGCACGUACCUGGGGCUGGUCAGCAUCCCCAUCUCCAGUAUAACGGGCCGUCACUUCGUGGAGCAGUGGUAUCCGGUCAUCCAGCCCAGUGUCCUGGCCAAGGGCGGCGGUGUGGGCAGCGGGAAGAUCAUCAACGCCUCGCUGCGCCUCAAGAGCCGCUACCAGACCAUGAGCAUCCUGCCCAUGGAGCUGUACAAGGAGUUUGCCGAGUACGUGACCAACAACUACCGCACGCUGUGUGGCGUCCUGGAGCCGCUGCUGAGCGCCAAGAGCAAGGAGGAAGUGGCCUGUGCGCUGGUGCACAUCCUGCAGAGCACCGGCAAGGCCAAGGACUUCCUGUCUGAUAUGGCCAUGUGUGAGGUGGACCGCUUCAUGGAGCGCGAGCAUCUGAUCUUCAGAGAAAACACACUGGCCACCAAAGCCAUCGAGGAGUUCCUGAAGCUGAUCGCACACCGCUAUCUCAGAGACACCAUCGGAGAGUUCAUCCGUGCGCUGUACGAGUCGGAGGAGAACUGUGAGGUGGAUCCGAUGCGAACGCCUCCCUCGGUGCUCUCAGAUCAUCAGGCUAACCUGCGCAUGUGCUGCGAACUAGCGCUCUGCAAGAUCAUCAACUCUCACUGCCUGUUUCCUCGCGAGCUGAAGGAGGUGUUUGCAUCGUGGCGUGUGCGCUGCGCUGAACGCGGCCGGGAGGACAUCGCUGACCGUCUCAUCAGCUCGUCUCUGUUCCUGCGCUUCCUGUGUCCAGCCAUCAUGUCUCCGUCUCUGUUCAGUCUGACGCAGGAGUAUCCGUCUGAACGCACCUCUCGAACCCUCACGCUCAUCGCCAAGGUGGUGCAGAGCCUGGCCAGCUUCUCCAAAUUCAGUGGGAAGGAGGACUAUCUGGGCUUCAUGAAUGAGUUCCUGGAGAUGGAGUGGGGCUCCAUGCAGCAGUUCCUGUACGAGAUCUCUAAUCUGGAGUGUGUGAGUAACGCCGGGGCGUUCGAGGGCUACAUAGACCUGGGCCGCGAGCUCUCCAUCCUGCACAGUCUGCUGUGGGAGGUCAUGGCCCAGCUGAGCAAGGACGCCAUCCUGAAGCUGGGGCCCUUGCCUCGGUUACUGAAUGACAUCAGCGUGGCGCUGAGGAACCCCCAGCUGCACCGUCAGGCCAGUCACCAGCUGCCCGAGCGUCACAUGACCCGCCCGCCCUUCAGCCGCCUCGCCACCAGUGACUUCCAGAGCCUCAUGAUGAGAGACCUCAACAGCUCUCUAGAUGUCUCUUGUCUGCCGUCUCCCACGGCUGCUCUCUCUCAUCCUGGACUGGCUGCGUUCUCCGAGCGAGAUCUCCGUGCCAACAAAGACGUCUUCUACGUGACCCGCCCACCUCUCGCACGCUCAAGCCCCGCCUACUGCACCAGCAGCUCUGAUAUCACCGAACCAGACCCCAAGGUUCUCAGUGUGAAUAAGAGUGUUUCUAUGAUGGACCUGCAGGACUCUCGCAUCAACAGCGUGUCUAACCUGCACUCGGUGAACGACCUGCUGAACUCGUCUCAGGGGUCUCUGGCCGGCUUCGGGGCCCCUCUGAGGGCCGGAGGGCGUGUCUCGGCCGGCUCCAGUAUGUCGGGUGGUCUGCGUCUGAAUCAGCUGGCCACAGACUCUCUGUCUCAGGCGGCUGCGAUGCACGUGCCUCUGUCCUUCCAGAACCCUCUGUUCCACCUGGCGUCCGACGGGCCGCAGUACCACACGCCCCCCCCGCCGCUGCUGCUGCCGCCCGAGCCCGAGAACGGACACGUGCCCUCCUUCGCUCACAGCGGCUUCUCUCGCAGCGAGGACCUGUCGGCCCUGAGGACGCAGAACAGUCUGGUGCAGCCCAACAUCGUGCACUCGCACAGCUACAGCGACGACUUCACACGCCACAACCAGGCCGACUACGCCCGCAGACAGCUCUCGCUGCAGAUGCAGGAGAAUCUCCAGCAGCAGGUUCUGAUGGGCAUGGCUCCACAGACAGCCACAGGCACCGGCACGCCCGCUUCUCUGGCCACGCCCCCCACCACCAUCCAUCCUGUCCGUCAGGCCUCCAUGGUCCCGCCUCCUCCUCAGCGCAUGAAGCCUCAGCCCUCCCACCAGCUGUCUGUCAGCUCGGCCGUCAACUCCACGCCCCCCAAGACACGCCCCCAGAGCGGGAACCUCCUCCAGUCGCCCGACUCCAGUUUUGGGGGGAGGCAGUUGCCGAGGCAACAGCUGUCGAUGAAGGAUAGCCCCGCCCCCGGCCUGCCGCAUCAGUCCAGCACGGCCUCGGAGACCCCCACCCCUCAAGGCGGAGCCAAUGAGAGCACAGAAAACACACCGAGCAACCAACCAGCAAAACCUUCACAGCAGAGCAACCAACAGCAGCUGCAAAAACCAACCGUGAACAAACAGGGCUCAAAGUCUCCGUCCACUCUCAAUCCUCCCUCAGCAGCGUCUGAGCGUACGGUGGCCUGGGUGUCCAACAUGCCACACCUGUCUGCGGACAUCGAGAGUCUGCGUGUGGACCGCGAGGACUUCAAACUGAAGGAGCACUCCAAGAGCAUGGACGAGUCCCGUCUGGACCGGGUGCGUGAGUACGAGGAGGAGAUCCACUCUCUGAAGGAGCGUCUGAUGAUGUCUCAUCGUAAGCUGGAGGAGUACGAGCGGCGGCUGCAUUCCCAGGAGCAGCAGACCAGUAAGAUCCUGCUGCAGUACCAGAGCCGGCUGGACGACAGCGAGAGACGCCUGCGCCAGCAGCAGGUGGAGAAGGACUCGCAGAUCAAGGGCAUCAUCAACAGGUUGAUGGUGGUAGAGGAUGAGCUGAGGGGAAGUGGAAUGCCUGACCUCAAAACCAGAAUAUUCACAGAACAGCCGAUUUAUGGUGCCCACUCCGGAACAUGAUUGGCCCGCGCAGGACUAGCGGACAUGUGAUUGGUUGAACCUCAACCCAGGAAUGUCUGAUGAUUGGCUGAGAGAGAAGAGAGAGGCGGAGCCUGAGCAGGACGACCAACUCCAACUGGACAAACUCUCUCUCUCUCUUUUUCUCUCACACACGCUGAGUGUAUAUAUGUGUAUAUAAGUGAUAUAUAACUAUAUAUUCCUCAGGUGUGUCUCUCUCUCUCUCCUGCUGUCUUUCUCUCUUUCUUCUGAAUUUUUUGAGCCAAAUGGACGACAAUCAGCAUCUUGAGGCCGAAACAAUCACACCGAUAGCACAAAGAAAAUCAACGCAGAAGGACGGACGGACGGAGAGAGAGAGAUGACUUUAUACUCUCUCGUUCUCUUCCCAUCAUCCCCUGCCUCUCUCCCUCUCUCUCUCUCUCUUUACUGCAGGAGUGUGUUGUGUACAUGUGUGUGUGUGUGUGUGUUUGAUCGGUUGCAGCCUCAACUUCCUAAUAAUGACUCAAUAAUGAAUCUUUUUUUUUUUCAAAUGAUGUUUUGAGGGGCUUGAUUACUUCUGAGCCAAUCAGAUGUCGGCAUGCCGCUCAGAACCCCGCCCCUUCCUGUCCCGAGCUGGGGGGCGGGAUCUCCUCUCCGUGCCUAAAGAGCUCCUUCGAGAACGACUGGUCAAAAAGAGACUAGACGAAGUUUGU